This is a messenger RNA of Impatiens glandulifera, 859 nucleotides long. RefSeq lists its product as uncharacterized. The transcript has 3 exons. NCBI's taxonomy places the organism in Eukaryota, Viridiplantae, Streptophyta, Magnoliopsida, Ericales, Balsaminaceae. Bases 137 to 859 code for a protein of 240 amino acids. The record is from RefSeq and is a predicted model, not a curated record.
CUUUCCGGAUCGUCUCCUUCUUCUUCAUCAACAAAAUAUGUUCUUCAUCAAGGAAUGUACGUCAAUUCGUAUUAUCUCCGAAUCCGAAUAGAACUCGGGGAUUACCCUUUCUCCAUAUCGUGAUCAUCAUCCCAACAUGAAGGAUGACGAUUCUCUUCCUGUAUCGGCACCUUCUGCACAUAUCUCGUCCAUUUCAAAGAAAGAUAUCUUCGAUUCGGCAGGAUUUGGUAAAGGUAGGUAUAAAUUCUGGGCUUUGGCCGCUAUUUUGCUUCUCGCAUUCUGGUCAAUGCUCGCUGGAACCCUCACUCUCCGUUGGUCCGUUGGUAAUCUCAAUCGCUUGUCCGACGAAUUCGACAAACUCAAUUCCGACGAUCUAGAUGUCCUUGAAUUGGAAGAGAGGGAGAAGGUUGUGAGGCAUAUGUGGGACAUAUACAUGAACAGUCGAAGGAUUAGAUUGCCGCGAUUCUGGCAACAAGCGUUUGUGGCUGCCUAUGAGGAUUUAACCAGCGACGAUCCUGGCGUUCGUGAUUCUGCGAUCUCCGAAAUCGCUAAGAUGUCCUUGCGCUCCCUGAAUCUCGAUCCUCCUCCUCUUACUCGCCAUCUUUCGGUUAGUAAACCCUUUAGAGAAAUUUGUUUCAUUGCAUUCAGAUUCGAAUCUUGCAUGAUCAGGGCCUUGAUAGUAAAAUCUGAUGUGAAUAUGUUGAUAAUGCAUAUAAUGAGAUAUUGCUUGCUCUGGAAAACCAUCAGCGUUGUUUGCAAGUUGGAAAUUAAACAAGAAGUUAAACUGACUCAACCCGAAAAGGGAAAGAGCGAGACAAUAUCCAUUUCCAACACGACAUCGAGAAGCAGUCGUCUAUGA